AUGAAAGAGAGAAAUCUUCUUUCUCGUCAUCUAUCUAUCUAUCUAUCUAUCUAUCUAUCUAACACUGUAUGCUUAUAUGUGUAUGUAUGUAUGUAUGUAUGUAUGUAUCUAUCUAUCUCUGGUUGUUUCUAUCUAUCUAUCUAUCUAUCGCUGGUUCUUUCUUUCUUUCUUUCUAUCACUGUAUGCUUAUCUAUCUAUCUAUCUAUCUAUCUAUCUAUCACUGUAUGCUUAUAUGUGUAUGUAUGUAUGUAUGUAUGUAUGUAUGUAUGUAUGUAUCUAUCUAUCUCUGGUUGUUUCUAUCUAUCUAUCUAUCUAUCGCUGGUUCUUUCUUUCUUUCUUUCUAUCACUGUAUGCUUAUCUAUCUAUCUAUCUAUCUAUCUAUCUAUCUAUCUAUCUAUCUAUCACUGUAUGCUUAUAUGUGUAUGUAUGUAUGUAUUUAUGUAUGUAUCUAUCUAUCUAUGGUUGUUUCUAUCUAUCUAUCUAUCUAUCUAUCGCUGGUUCUUUCUUUCUUUCUUUCUUUCUAUCACUGUAUGCUUAUCUAUCUAUCUAUCGCUGGUUCUAUCUAUCUAUCUAUCUAUCUAUCUAUCUAUCUAUCUAUCUAUCUAUCUAUCUAUCACUGUAUGCUUAUAUGUGUAUGUAUGUAUGUAUUUAUGUAUGUAUGUAUCUAUCUAUCUAUCUCUAGUUGUUUCUAUCUAUCUAUCUAUCUAUCUAUCUAUCUAUCUAUCUAUCUAUCUAUCUCUGGUUCUUUCUUUCUUUCUAUCUAUCUCUGGUUCUUUCUAUCUAUCUAUCUAUCUAUUUGUGAACCUCCCAAAUCCUUGGAUAUUUGACUCCAGGAGUUUUAACACUCUUCGUUGUGAAUAG
Molecule: messenger RNA, 861 nt
Organism: Acanthosepion pharaonis
Lineage: Eukaryota; Metazoa; Mollusca; Cephalopoda; Sepiida; Sepiidae
Source: the annotation of a GenBank genome assembly